Glycine soja is the source of this 1308-nucleotide messenger RNA. RefSeq lists its product as uncharacterized. The transcript has a single exon. The coding region runs from base 1 to 1308 and encodes 435 amino acids. The record is from RefSeq and is a predicted model, not a curated record. Lineage: Eukaryota; Viridiplantae; Streptophyta; Magnoliopsida; Fabales; Fabaceae.
AUGGGCCAAUUGGCACAAGACAAAGCUGAACGGCCCACCAGAACUUUCGGGGCUAACACGGAGAAGAAUCCAAAGGAAGAAUGCAAGGCCGUGCUGACUCGAGGGCAGAAGAAAGCACAGGAGGAAGGUAAGGUUGAAGAAGAAGACCGGACAGAGGAAGAUAGGACAGAGAUACCAGAGGGAAGGAUAGAAGAAGAAGAGAAGGUGGCAUCACCACCUACAACCAAGAGCCAGAAAGCACGGGAAGCCAGGAAAGAAGAACCACCAGCCCUACCACAAGAUCUCCCAUAUCCUGUGGUACCCACCAAGAAGAACAAGGAACGCUACUUCAAGCGUUUCUUGGAAAUAUUCAAAGGGCUGGAGAUCACUAUGCCAUUCAGGGAAGCCUUACAGCAGAUGCCCCUCUACUCCAAAUUUAUGAAAGACAUCCUCACCAAGAAGGGGAAGUACAUUGACAAUGAGAACAUUGUGGUAGGGGGUAACUGCAGUGCUAUAAUACAGAGGAAGCUACCCAAGAAGUUUAAGGACCCCGGAAGUGUUACCAUUCCGUGCACCAUAGGGAAGGAGACGGUGAACAAGGCCCUCAUUGACUUGGGAGCAAGUAUCAAUCUGAUGCCCUUGUCAAUGUGUAAAAGAAUUGGGAAUCUGAAGAUAGAUCCUACCAAGAUGACGCUUCAGCUAGCUGACCGCUCGAUUACAAGACCGUACGGGGUGGUAGAAGAUGUCCUAGUCAAGGUACGCCACUUUACUUUUCCGGUGGACUUUGUCAUAAUGGAUAUCGAAGAAGACACAGACAUUCCCCUCAUCCUAGGCAGACCAUUCAUGCUGACUUCCAACUGUGUGGUGGAUAUGGGGAAUGGGAACUUGGAGCUGAGUAUUGACAACCAGAAGAUCACCUUCGACCUCUUCAAAGCAAUGAAGUAUCUACAGGAAGGUUGGAAGUGUUUCAGAGUAGAAGAGAUUGAUAAGGAAGACGUCAGUAUUCUUGAGACACCACAGUCUUCACUGGAGAAAGCAAUGGUAAAUGCUUUGGACUGUCUAACCAGUGAAGAGGAGAAAGAUCUAAAGGCUUGCUUGGAAGACUUGGAUCGACAAGACAGUAUUCCGGAGGGAGAAGCCAAGUUUGAGACGCUAGAAGAGAAAGUUCCGUCCGAGAAGAAGAAGGUAGAGUUGAAGAUAUUACCCGAUCAUUUAAAGUAUGUGUUCUUGGAGGAAGACAAGCCUGUGGUAAUCAGCAAUGCACUCACGACAGAAGAGGAAAAUAGGUUAGUAGAUAUCCUCAAGAAACACAGGGAGGCUAUUGGAUGA